This is a messenger RNA of Sphaeroforma arctica JP610, 1603 nucleotides long. RefSeq lists its product as hypothetical. The record is from RefSeq and is a predicted model, not a curated record. NCBI's taxonomy places the organism in Eukaryota, Ichthyosporea, Ichthyophonida. The annotation marks the transcript as partial. The transcript is spliced from 3 exons.
UGCCGCUGCUAAAACUGGGACCACAGGUGCCCGAGCAUCGGCGGUGAGUAUCCACUCGUCGCACAUUGCACCGGACGCACAAGGGCUGCUAUCGCCUGGUCCGAGCCGUCCCAGUAAAGGUGCCGUAAAGUCCAAUGGUAGUAAGCCCAAAGGCACGAUAAGUAAGGGCGCUGAUUCAGAGAAAACGAUUACUAAGCCUGCGAGAAGUAAGAGUGUGGGUGAAGUGCUUCUCACGCCACAAGCACAGGAUAAAGGGCACUCGCGACCCAAAUCUCCCAAUGCACGCGCCAAUGAGAAGUUACACACUAAUCAGAAUAUCACCCAUAAACACGCCCACACACACGCCCCACCCCCGCGCAGGUCUAUCAAUCGCUCGAUCAGUAAUGAUACGGGCGGAGACACACCGUCAAUUAGCAGCAGUGCUAUGCAUGCCAAUAGUGGCCCGAGCUUUAGCGUGGGUAAUGGAAUGGGUAUGGGUUUGGCUCGGGGCUCGACGGCGUCGGUGAUUUCUGCUGCGGCCGAUGAUAUGGCCAUGUGUUUUGUGACGGAAGCACGUAGAGGAUCCGCGAACAUAGCGCUGCAGAACACUGAGGGAAUGGAGGCCAUUGGCGUUGGAGUGCAUGCCAUGAACCACUGCACAGUGUGCGGGUCGCCCAUCUCCAUCUGUAUAAUCGACAAGGAACGGGGUAAAUGCACCUUAGUUAAAUCGCAGUCAAAUCCAGACCCGUCGUCAGACGAUAUAAAAAUUGAGCCAAAAGGUAUAGCUAUCACUGGCGGAAGAGUCGAAGAUGCGUGUAAGUGUGCCGUGCCUGUGCCUGGACCAGCCCCCGUGGAUUCGCACCAGAUCUUGGACGAUAAAGCUCACGAGAACAUUCUCAUACAAACAGAUGGAGGGACAGACACGCCUGCGCAGGCGUACAACAGCGGAUCGACUGAGCAGGUGGCACUGAAAAGCAGCACCGACCAGGAUAAAUCACGCACAAACGUGUACACAAAUUUUGAUGCUUCUGUUUCCAAUAGCAUGUCACGAACGAUGGAAGUGGAGAUGGCGAAGGAGCACGUGCUAGCCGGUGCGGACGAGGACAGUGUUACAGGAGCCCAAUACAUUAAUGCGCGCUAUGACAGUAUAAAAGUAAACUCACCCACACCCACGGCUUCACAAGCCUCUGUAGAUCCACAGUCAAUGGAAAAUACAGGGUUGCUGACCUCGCAGAAGGCGGCGGUGAAAGUGGGUGAAAGGUUGGACGAAGAAGCCGUGCUGAAGUCUGACAACGAACAAAGUCUCAAGAAGAGUGACGGCGCGUUACCACAUAUGCCAGCUGAAUCAGAUUCUCGACACUCCAGAAGGAGCAUGAUCUCGAUCUAUAAACCAUCCGCGAAGAAACGAGUGCUCAAAAAGUUCUUCGAUUACAAACGAGUCACGGCCAAUGUCUUCCAACCGCCACGGCUGAUCCAUUCGUACGACAAUAGUCAACACGAUUUAGAGGUCAAGGCUGGGUGGACUGAAUUGUUCUACGAUCUGGUGUAUAUCGGCGCCUUUAUCAGGUAGGCGAGGUUGUAUCUGGAUGUAUUCAUCAAUUUAUCUUAUUUCAAAUGUGCAUAA